GGAUUGGGUUAGAAAAAAUUGGCAAUGCAAGAAAAAUUGGAAUUCUCAAAAAUUCCUCGAUUUAAAUCGUGCCUUUGUUGUGACUUGAAAUCUGGGAAUAUUUUUAUCUGUCGGUUAGAAUUUUUGUUGACUAUUUUGGGAAUUGUUUUUGUGUCAUUUGGUGGUGUUGGAUUCUUCUAUGCUGCAAUAAAUGACGUUCGAUUUAGUGACAAUGAGGAUGGAUUUAUUCGGACUAUUUUCUAUGAAUUUAAUGUCAUUUCUUAUGGACUAUUCAGUGUUACUCUUCUGACGCUGAUGGCUGUCUUUUCAUAUUAUUUUCUGGAUGGAGUCAAAAUGAAUGAGCCUCGGAACCUGCUGCCCUACACAUUCAAGAAUGUAUUUUUUGGUAUCAUCCUGACUGCUUACGGAUUAUGCUUUUUGAGUCCUUUAUUCUUCCUUGGUGUCUAUUUUAUUCUCUUAGCAACAUUCAAUUAUUCACUUUUUGAUGCAAUUUCACUUGAAAAUGAAGAAAAACUUUUAAAAUCAUUGACAAGUCAGCAAAGGACACAGAAUGGUAAAAUAACUCCAGCGAUUGAAAUAUCGUCAAAUGAUCAGGAAUAACCCCAAGAUUAUUCAUUUGCUGGCUGUAUUUAA
This is a messenger RNA of Chironomus riparius, 633 nucleotides long. NCBI's taxonomy places the organism in Eukaryota, Metazoa, Arthropoda, Insecta, Diptera, Chironomidae. The record is from the annotation of a GenBank genome assembly.